AUGAGCACAACAGAAGAAUCAGUGCUUGAUUUGCUGCCCAAGUUCAGAUUCCAUCCCUCUGAGGAGGAAAUGGUGAACCUUUUGAAGAAUAAGGUGGAGGGCCAGGACUCCCAAGCCAUGCCUGAUGAAAUCGUUGACAAGCCUUGGGAUUUACCUGAUAAUGAAUCUAUCCAACUUUUUUGUCGCUUCUUGAAGAGGAUGAUGCAGGGCAAGGCCUCCCAAUCCAUCCCUGAAAUCGAUGUCUACAAGUACGAGCCUGGGGAUUUAGCUGAGCUCAUGUUCCCAGACUCUCCAUAUCAACCUAGGGCCUGGUUCUCCUUCAGCCGACCUGAUUACAAAUAUGCCAACAGUCGUCGCUGCAACAGGGCCACAGGGAAGGGCUUCUGGAAAAUCACAGGCAAGCCACGACAAGUCAAGUCUCGAAAACUCCCCAAAUCGGUCACUUGCAAAAAGAGGACCUUGACCUUCCAUGAAGGUCGUGUGCCUAAGUCGAGGAACACCGGCUGGGUCAGGCAGGAGUACUAUCUCACUCCAACUGACCCAGGUUCUAAUCCCAAUCAGCUGAGUGGCUUUGUUCUCUGCCGCAUGAAGAAUAAGUCAACUGACAAUGAGUCUGAUAAUAAGAAGCAGCAGGAUGUUUCAAUCUGUGCUGAAUCAGCUGAUCCUGGUAUUGCUGGCUGCAUGGCCUCUAAUUCUGAGCUUGAACAAGCUGCUGAAAUUCAUCUGAUUUCGGAGGCAGAAGAACAUCUGACAUACAAAGAGCUAGAACAUGUUCUCCUCGGAAGUGGCAAUCAGAACGAUGGUGAACCUGGUGGCUUUGUUUCAUCUGAUUUUGAUGAUAUGAUUCAAGAGCUAUGUGCUAAGGGAGGAGAAUAUCUGGAUUCACCUUCUCCUCCCGAGCGGCCUCACCAACACCAGCUACCUCAGCUGGGAAAUGUUCCUGUUACUAGUGAUUACAUCGGCUCUUAUUCUAAUAACCAAGCUGCUGCUAUCAAUCAUAUGAUUCCACACCCAGAAGAUUUUCUGGCCUAUAAGGAGCCAGAACAUGUUCUUGGCACUUGCAAUCCUGAUGCUGGUGAACCUAGUGGCUGUGUUUCAUCUAAUAUGCUUCAAAAGUUAUGUGCUCAGCUAGGAGAAGAGCUGGAUUCACCCAUUCCUCCUCCCGGGCCACCUGAGCUGGGAAAUGAUCCUUAUGUCUAUACUGAUGAAUGCAGUAGCUGGCCAUCUCCAAUUGGGGAUAAUGAUUCUUCUCUUCCAAACAAGAAUAGUAUUCCGACCAACUAUGACAGUAAACCAGUUAGCAACACCGCCUCUAAUUUCGAGAAUCAAACUAGGAUUUCAGAGGUUUAUUCUCAAGCAGAAGAAAAUCUGGAAUCGUUCUGUCGUCAAUUUGAGCUAGAGGGAGAUUUUCUGCAUGCCAAUAACUAUAUUGGAUGCAAUGAGUCGCAAUCUGCGACUCUUUUCCCACAAAGUUCUUGA
Molecule: messenger RNA, 1479 nt
Organism: Prunus armeniaca (apricot)
Lineage: Eukaryota; Viridiplantae; Streptophyta; Magnoliopsida; Rosales; Rosaceae
Source: the annotation of a GenBank genome assembly